Messenger RNA from Mercurialis annua (annual mercury), 1302 nucleotides. RefSeq lists its product as uncharacterized. Bases 1 to 1302 code for a protein of 433 amino acids. Gene Ontology annotation, molecular function: structural molecule activity. The record is from RefSeq and is a predicted model, not a curated record. The transcript is spliced from 3 exons. Lineage: Eukaryota; Viridiplantae; Streptophyta; Magnoliopsida; Malpighiales; Euphorbiaceae.
AUGAAUAACAAUAAUUUAGCACAAGACCUUAGAAAAUCCUUAGGUUUGGUAGAAGAAGCCCCUCUGCAUAUAGAUGACAAAACUUUUAAUGAUUUAGUCUCUACAAAAAGAACAAUGUAUAAAUCCAAUUAUCCUCAUAUGACAAAAGAAGAAUUUGUGCCUAGGGAUAACCCUUUAAGACCGGUAAUUAGCCCGACAACAUUUCUCAACUUAGAUUGUGAAAAACAUGCGUCUGAAAAAAUAGAUGAAUGGAUUACUAUGAUUAGAUUUACAGUCAAAUCAGGUGGUUACACUCCUGGAGGUGCCUACAAAUUGUGCAAAGCCACCAUGGUUGGAAAUGCUCAAAAAUACUGGGAAUCACUAAUAGCUCACACUCCAAUAAAAGAAGAAAUUGAUAGAGAAAUAUUUGCUGAUGGAGUUCUAGCUAUAGUGGUAGAUGCCUUGAAAAGAGAAUUUUGUGGUUUUUCGUUGUCUACAGAGUCAUUAGAAAAAGAACAAUCUUUAAUGGCUUUAAUGAAACUACAAAUCUGUGACAUGUGCUAUUUUGAUAACUUUGCCUGUGAAUUUCAAAAAUAUUAUUACAAUUUAGACUUGGCAGCCCAAAAUUACAUGUCAGAAUUAUUUUUUGCUAAACUCCCGGAUCCUUGGCCGGAAGUAGCAAAGACUGCAUUUCAACUUCUCCUAAACGAAGACAAAGUGGUCAAUGGUUUAGGAGGAAGGAUACAAGCAGUGAGAUAUGCUAUGAGAAAAGCAUGCACAGAACUUCAAAUUGAGUAUGUUCCAGGAAGAUAUGGAUGUUCUUCAGGAACAGAAGAAAAACCCAGAACAGGAUAUUCUUCAAAGAAGAAAAGUUUCAAAGGAUAUAGGAAGAGAAGAAUAUCGAGAAAGGAUAGAGAGGACAAGAGAAAGUCUGAUAGGCCAGGUAGGUUUAUUAGAAAAAGAAAUAACCUUAGAGACAAAGAUAGGAUAGAUGCGUUCAAGAAAAAAUAUGGUAAAGAACCAAAAUGUCCUAAGGGAAAACCGUUGAGCAACUGUUCUUGUUGCUGGGUGUGUGGCUCUAAGAGUCAUAAAGCUGAUACGUGUCCUCAAAAGAAUAAGCGAAGAGAAAAUCUUAGGAGAGUCUUCUUCAAAAACGAGAGUCUAGCAUAUGAACCAAUAGAUGAGGAAGAAUUUUCUGAUAUAGACUCUGAAAUAGAUUCAAUUUAUGAAGUAGUUUCUGAAUAUGAAACUGAUAAUGAUGAAUCUGGUUUAUGGACAGCUCAAUUAUUCAUGAUAAACACUACAGGAGCUGACAUGCUAUGA